Messenger RNA from Trichomycterus rosablanca, 2271 nucleotides. RefSeq names its product sp1 transcription factor (gene sp1). The coding region runs from base 45 to 1904 and encodes 619 amino acids. The transcript has 7 exons. Gene Ontology annotation, biological process: regulation of transcription by RNA polymerase II. The record is from RefSeq and is a predicted model, not a curated record. Lineage: Eukaryota; Metazoa; Chordata; Actinopteri; Siluriformes; Trichomycteridae. Gene Ontology annotation, molecular function: RNA polymerase II cis-regulatory region sequence-specific DNA binding; DNA-binding transcription factor activity, RNA polymerase II-specific.
UUGAAGUGUUGGAAGUUUUAGUGAAGAAACUCCUCCGGGCUGAAAUGAGCGAUCAGCAGGGUGACAUGGCCAGUUUGGUGGAAAGUGAUGGAGAUGCUCUGGAACAAUCUAAUAAUUCAGGACAGGAAACCCAGCAGCAGCAUCAGCAGCAGUCUCCGCUGGCACUGUUAGCUGCUACAUGCAGUCGAAUAGAUGAAACUGACGCCCAACAGCAGCAGCAGAUCAGCACUCACAUGGAUCUAAACUCAGCUCAGCUGGCACAAGGGGCAAACGGUUGGCAGAUCAUUCCUGUGGGCGCUCAGAUAAACCCGGGCAUUGAUAAGGCCGUCUCUCAGAAGGGUCCAGAGACCGAACCCCAGCAGCAGUUUCUGUUAAGCCCCACUGCAGCGCUGCAGAACCAGCAGGUUCUCGGUGCCGCCCUCUCCGGAGUUCUGCCCAACAUCCAGUACCAGCUCAUCCCCCAGUUCACCACCAUCGACAACCAGCAGCUGCACUUCACCCACACCUCCCAUGAUGCAUCUGCAGCAGGAACAGGACAGAUUCAGCUUCUUUCAUCUGCCAAUGCCAGCCAGCCUCUCAUCACCACAGCAGCCAAUCAGGGUGCGGGAAGUGGAAACAUCCUGACGGUGCCUGGUGUAAUACCUCUCCAUAACUUCACUCUAGGAAACUCUGUCCUGACCAAUCAGACACCGUUUAUAAACAUGCCCCUAGCACUUAACAACAUUACGCUACUUCCUGUUAGCAUGGGCGCUAACUCAGCCAAGCCUGAUGGAGUUUUAAACUCCAAUCAGCAACUCGUUCAUAACCAACCCGCAACCAUAGUAACCACAUCCGAGAGCGUCGGCAACACAUACACCGUGAGCACACACACUCCCACCUCCACUGUCAGUUCCUACAUGGAACCAGUUUCAGUUCCAAACAGCAGCAUGAGUGUGAACACGUUUCAGAAUGUCACUGCAGGGAUCUCUGUUCAGUCUGACAGCAGAGUCACACAACAGCAGCAACAACAGAUUCUCAUCCAGCCCCAACAGCUCUUACAGCAGGGAACAUCCACUCUACCAACCAUCCAAUCAGGAGUUACCACAGGUCAUGUGAUCUCAGCAGACGGCCUGCAGAACCUACAGUUCCAGUCCCUGAACAACGGCCCCAUCUUUCUCAGAACAGUGGGGCCCAACGGCCAGGUGAGCUGGCAGACGCUGCAGUUACAGAGUCCUGCAGGGACCCAGAUCACUGUCGCAUCACUUCCUGGACUGGCUCAGCCUGCAAGCAUCAACCUGAACAGCACCGGACUGCAGAUGCACCAACUACAGGAAGUACCCAUCACCAUCCCCAACAGCACAGGUGAUCAGGGUGCAGCUGGUGAGAGUUUGGAUGAUUCGGUGUUGGAUCAGAGUUUAGACACAACACCACCGAGUCGCCGAUCCCGCCGAGAGGCGUGUACCUGUCCCUACUGUAAAGAUGGAGACACGCGUACUGACCCCACUAAGAAGAAGCAACAUAUCUGCCACAUUACUGGAUGUGGGAAGGUUUACGGUAAAACCUCCCACCUGAGGGCGCACCUGCGCUGGCAUUCUGGGGAACGACCGUUCCUCUGUACCUGGGCACAGUGUGGUAAACGCUUUACCCGCUCGGAUGAACUGCAGAGACACCGGCGUACACACACUGGGGAGAAGAGGUUCUCGUGCUCAGAAUGCCCUAAGCGCUUCAUGCGUAGCGAUCACCUCGCUAAACACGUACGCACCCACACCAGGAAGAAAACCACACCCAGUAUUGAAAACCAGUCUGAUCAGAUCAUCACCAUGGACCAGCUUUCACCCGAUGGAAUGGCACACUUGGCCAGCAGCGGUAUCAACGUGGUACAGGUUGGCGACGUUCACCCCCUCAACCUCAACAAUGGCUUUUAGCUAACCGCUAAUCAUUCUUAACCUGGAUGCUGAUGGCUGAGAUACAGGUGUAUAUGAUUUUGUUUUUUAGACGUACCCCCUGCCCGCCCCUCUUGUCCCAGUGUAAAUGCCAUCAUGCAGAUGAAAUAAUUUAAAUGUUUUGUUUUGUAUAUAAAUUAUAUUUUUCUAAACUUUGAGCUUUGUGUUGUGUGUAAUUUAUGCACAUCAUGUUUCAUCUUAAAAUAUUUUAUAAUUAAUUAUACAGUGCGUGUUUUUGUGAUGGCAACAGAACAAACACAAACGUGUUCAUUAAUAUUCACACACUGUCUCUGUAUCGUAGUUAUACUGAAUAUAAUUCAUCUUUCUGUAAUUAAAGUCAUUAAAUCCA